AUAACUUAAACGCCGUCGCCGCCGCGCCUCACCGCCUCUAAAUCCCGGAAAAUGCCGCCGAAGUUCGACCCUUCCCAAGUUGUAGAUGUCUACGUCCGUGUCACCGGAGGAGAGGUCGGUGCUGCUUCGUCACUCGCCCCCAAAAUCGGACCACUCGGUCUCUCCCCCAAGAAAAUAGGUGAAGACAUAGCCAAAGAAACCGCCAAGGAUUGGAAGGGUUUGCGUGUUACCGUCAAGCUCACUGUUCAAAAUCGUCAGGCUAAAGUCUCCGUCGUCCCCUCCGCCGCCGCUCUAGUCAUCAAAGCCCUGAAGGAACCGGAACGCGAUCGUAAGAAGGUGAAGAACAUCAAGCAUUCGGGCAACAUAUCUCUAGACGAUGUCAUUGAGAUUGCAAAAGUGAUGAGACCGAGGUCCAUGGCGAAAGAAUUGACUGGAACAGUGAAAGAGAUCCUCGGUACGUGCGUUUCGGUUGGGUGUACUGUCGAUGGGAAGGAUCCAAAGGAUUUACAACAGGAGAUUGCUGAUGGUGACGUUGAAAUCCCUCUCGAUUGAUCACUUUAGGGUUUUGAUUGUACUGAAGAGGGUGUCAAUGAUCCAAGGAACGACGGAGACAAAGAUUACGAACAACCACUUGCAGCAAGGAUCAUCGAGGUCGAGGAGC
Cynara cardunculus var. scolymus (artichoke) is the source of this 661-nucleotide messenger RNA. RefSeq names its product 60S ribosomal protein L12. Gene Ontology annotation, cellular component: ribosome; cytosolic large ribosomal subunit. Lineage: Eukaryota; Viridiplantae; Streptophyta; Magnoliopsida; Asterales; Asteraceae. The record is from RefSeq and is a predicted model, not a curated record. The coding region runs from base 52 to 552 and encodes 166 amino acids. Gene Ontology annotation, molecular function: structural constituent of ribosome; large ribosomal subunit rRNA binding. Gene Ontology annotation, biological process: translation. The transcript is spliced from 2 exons.